AGGACCUGAUCCCACUUCGAGCGAGCGUCACUGACGUCCUCCGUGAAAAACAAGGACAAGUCGACCACUUGUCAGGGAUGAGAUGCUGUAGCCGGACACUGUUUGGUGGAAGUACUCGAUAAUCUGAGGAGGAUGGCCCGCCGGGGACUUCUACCUGCGAUAUGCGCCGCUUAUUUAUUAGGCAUGGUGCUGAGCCAGACCACACUCACCCCUGCUGUGAUUAGCACAACUCUCACUGAGAAUGUGACCAGUCUGACUCUAACUCCCGUGAUCCUUAGCAGCACAACCUCGGGCUGCUUUGCAUUCAACACUUCCACUUGUGAGGCCUGUGCACCGGGAUCGCGGUACGACAACAACACUCUGAUGUGUAUAUGCUGUGCUCAACCUGGGCUAUGUCUGUUUCCUGGAGCUUGCUUGCCAUGUACAACAGGUUUCUAUCAGCCACUUGCAGGACAGCUGCAGUGUCUGCCUUGCAGCCGGGGCUUUUACACAAAUUUCACUGGAAGUCCUUUGUGCCACGCCUGUCCUCCUGGAUCCUUCAACAAUAACACUGGGGGAGAAAGUUGCACGAGUUGUUCUCCAGGCUUCUAUUCAUCGCUGCAGAGCUCCACUUCAUGUACGCCCUGUGAGCUGGGAACGUUCUGCAACACCUCUGGUUGUCAUGCAUGUGAGGCGUGCCCUGGAGGAACAGAAGCACUACAAACCGCCACUCAAGUCUGCACACCAUGUCGGCCAGGCAUGUACAAGGCACCCAAUCAGAAAAUUUGUCAAAUCUGCGGCAGCGGCUUCUUCCAAAUCCAUUGGGGCAAGGAGAGCUGCGAUGUGUGUCCGGAGAAUCACUACUGCCCCAGUCCAGAUGUGAGCCCCAUUAGGUGUCCGAAUGAUGCUUUCUGUCCAGCGGGAAGCCUUGCUCCAGGAUACUGCAUGGAAACUUUCUUCCGUAAAGUGGGGGACACGUGUGAACUGGCUCCUGUCACCAUUGCUCUGUUAGUUAUAAGUGGAGGAGUGGCCCUACUCUUUAUCAUUUUAAUGGUACUCCGUCGACGGAAAGACACUGACAGAGAGCUGAAUGUAGCUCGAGCUCCAUUACUACGCAAAGAGCGACCUCAGGGUCGAUACUACGGGAUCCCCUGUGAUGCAGAGCCUGUGUAUGCUGGCUGGUGAACCAAAGGACAUUUAUUGAGCUUUCUUAAACCUAUGAAAAUACUACUGAAAUUUCCAAAUGGAUUUUAACUAAAGAACUUAUAGAAGAAGACUUUUUAUUUGGUACAUUUGAAAAUAUUAUUGAAAGAUGGACGUUUACUGCUUUUUGACUUGUUGUAGUCUGACACUGGAACAGAUGUUCCACUCAGAGAUGAACACUCUCCUUUAGUAAAGUAGGUUAUUGGAUUAAGAGAGGUAUGUAUGCUGGGAUGUGUGCUGAGACUGGGUGGGAACUUCUCUCUUAUGAAAAGCACUUUUUUAAAACAGAAGUAAUUGAUUUACUUUGCACUCAUGUCUCUGUAGACCCGUGGGUGCUUCAAUUAACUCCUGAGACUCCACAGGACAAAGAGGUGUGAAGUAUGGGUGAUAUCUUGUGUUUAUUUAAUAUGUUUGAUUACAGUGCUGUGUCGUCUGUAGUCACAUAGGUACAUGUGCUUUAAUGUUUUUCAUCUGCUUUUUUAAAAAAUUAUAUUUGUAUGUUUUAAAGGAAAAGAAAUAAAAA
Molecule: messenger RNA, 1705 nt
Organism: Cheilinus undulatus (humphead wrasse)
Lineage: Eukaryota; Metazoa; Chordata; Actinopteri; Labriformes; Labridae
Product: laminin subunit gamma-2
Exons: 9
Coding region: 133-1164 (343 amino acids)
Source: RefSeq, a predicted model, not a curated record